Molecule: messenger RNA, 495 nt
Organism: Anisakis simplex (herring worm)
Lineage: Eukaryota; Metazoa; Nematoda; Chromadorea; Rhabditida; Anisakidae
Source: the annotation of a GenBank genome assembly
AUGAAACUCGUCUCGGCGGUCGUCAAUCGUCUCCAUAAAGAGCGAUAUCAGAAACCGAAUUCACAUCCGCAGGUGCCACCGAAUUUGAAGUUGUCCAAUCAUCAACUGGACGAGUUUGUGGAGUCUGUUCUGCCGUGCGCUUUAUUGGCCGUCUUCUCGAAGUACAAAACCGAAUACGCUCCGGCGAUCAUGCGAAAUCUUUCGCAAAUUGCGCCUCGUAUCGUUGUACCGGCCAUUCUAGAUCUAGUGUAUCCAGCGUUGGAGACACUCGUGGAACCGCAUCGACUGAUUCAAUCGCUGAACACUCUGGUGGCGAUCUGUGUUUCGUUGGUGCGUGACGACUCGAAUUUGGGUAAUCGCAAACGGCGUAAACUGCAGACGAUGGAGGAGCUCUCCGGAAAACCGUAUCGAAGUCAUGCGAUCUCGUUGCUUCACGCCGUUCUGCCAGGCCUUGACGCUAACGAUAUCGCCAAAACUGUACUCACUUUCCAGGUG